AGGAGAGUAGGGGAGGGGAAUAAAGAGCCCAGCAGGCAGGCGGAGGUGUGGGAGCAGGACGACACAACGGCUCGGAGGACGCUCACACGUGGAGGAACACCCGGAGCUCCACCGCCGCGGACGGACAUGUGAAGAAGACCCGAAGUUACGGCGACCUGUUGGCUGCGUUCACUUGUGGGCCUGGAGGAGGAGGAGGUGGAGGAGGAGGAGGAGGAGGUCACAGCAAUGCUCCUGGAGGAAGAGCCGAGGAGGUGACUUGUCCCAGCCCCCGGGGAGGAAGGAGCGCUGUCCUGCCGCCUUCUGUCACCGAGGAAGCGCACACCAGCAGCGGGGAGAGAGGCCGCGCCGGAGGGGGGGCGGCAGGCUCAUGGAGACCCAGCGGAGGGGGAGGUGGAGGACGCAGGCGGCGAGGAGCUCACUGCUGCUGUGUUUACUGACCGGUGGCAGCGACGCCCAGUGUGACGGCUGCAUAGAGUACUGCUGCGAUGGAACGCCACCCUUCUGCUGCUCCUACUACGCCUACGUCGGGGACGUCCUCUCAGGCACCGCCAUCUCCGGCAUCGUUUUCGGCGUGGUGUUCCUGAUGGGGGCGGUGGCGGCCCUGUUCCUGUGCGUGUGCAUGUGCAUGAAGAACGGGCGGGGAGCACGCGUCGGCGUCUUCAGCACCUCCUACAUCAACACUGUGAGCCAGGGCUACCCAGGUCCUCCACCUCCGUACACCUAUGACUACGAGAUGUACCCCCCGGCGAUGCACCCACCACCUUACACCCCGACUCAGCCCCGGCCGGCCAACUGCUCCCCCCCUCCUCCUUACCCGGGCUGCGCUCGCAAGUGAAUCCCCGGUGGCACAGAUCAUCCAUCAGCCAGCUCAAAGGAAACUCUCAUGGCCGGGCUCUCCACGGCCCUCUAAAAGCAGCGCUGUCACUAACAGGGUUAAAGACCGUUUAAGAGGCUCACAGAAAUCUCCAUAUUUUUCACGAGAAGGGUGGCCCAGUGCAAUAUUGUUCAGCAGGCCUGACUUUCCAGCGACAAGCCUGCAAGGGUGUAAAUGUCACUGCGUUUCUGCUGUCUGGACCCAAUGGUGGGGAAAUAAAUAACACUUAACACAAUGUUGGCAGGUAAACCACCCUGACACAUCCACAUUCUGAUGGACUCACCUGUUUCGCAGCCAUGCCAGCCCCGCAGCUGGUACUUUUUUUCCCCCCUCCACACACUAAUAACCAAUAUCCUUAGCUGGCCUCGGCUGCGCACAUCAAACGGACAGCGGCGCUUUGAUGCAGGUGAAGACCACUUUUGUCAGCGCAGAACAUGUGCCUCACCUCACCUCACACCACCGGAGGACACAAGUCUUUCCAGGACACAGUGGAGACUUUGUGAAAGUUAUCUAUUUGUUCCCCCCAACAAUUUCUUUUAAAACUUGAUGUAUGUCAGUGACUGAGGUCUGAUCUGAGGAUUAAAAUGAGUCAGGUCUGGACCCCUCAUUUGUAGACACAAUGACUUGAAUAUAAUGUGUAAUAACACUGACAUUAAAGGUGCAGUAUGUAGUUUUGGGGAAGAAACUUAAAUCAGAUUUAAUUGACUAAUUUCUUAUGCCUAAACAAACUAAAUUAACAAUCUCUUUGUUUUCAUGACUGAGCAAACUGAAUAAACAACCUACCGACGGAAUUUCAUACUGUACCGCUUAGUUUUUAUUUGGCGGACCCCGCCACUUCUAGACUCAAACUGAGAACAGCUUGUUUAUUCUGUUACAGAAAAAAAUAAUAUUUCUGAAUUUGAAUUAUCUACUCAUUAAUGUUGUAAAUCUGAAAAUUCUGCGUUUGGAUUUCUUCUCCAAAACUACAUAGUGCACCUUUUGGCAUGGAUGACUUGAAAGGACUGUGCUGUUGGUAGUGAACUGUUCUUAAUUGCCUUACUUGAAACUAUGAGUGUGAGCUGGGGGGGUCAUGUUCAUUUGAACCAAAGUGUAUUUUAUUAAAAUGUAAAAUAAAAAAAAUGUAUACCAUUUUAUUGCUUUUUUUUUUUUGCCAAAUUCAUAAAAAUGAUGUAGCAUCCAUGUGUUCAAUGGCAGUUUUAGGCUGAUUAAGACAAUUGAAAAAUGAACUGACCUCACAGUGCUGUGACUGAUUCAUGCUGAUGGAUGCCUCUGAUUGAUGGAAAAGACUUAACUGCUUA
Molecule: messenger RNA, 2172 nt
Organism: Acanthopagrus latus (yellowfin seabream)
Lineage: Eukaryota; Metazoa; Chordata; Actinopteri; Spariformes; Sparidae
Gene: cyyr1
Product: cysteine/tyrosine-rich 1
Exons: 4
Coding region: 368-835 (155 amino acids)
Source: RefSeq, a predicted model, not a curated record